Momordica charantia (bitter melon) is the source of this 2667-nucleotide messenger RNA. RefSeq names its product putative glycosyltransferase At5g03795. Gene Ontology annotation, molecular function: glycosyltransferase activity. Lineage: Eukaryota; Viridiplantae; Streptophyta; Magnoliopsida; Cucurbitales; Cucurbitaceae. The record is from RefSeq and is a predicted model, not a curated record.
CAGACAGAUCAAAGGAAAAAACCGUUUGUUUAGGCCUCAAUGACGGCGACCGAUACCGCCGCCUCUUUGGACCAAAUUGACGGCGGCGAUUCAUCGACGGCCGCCGUUUCCGCCCAUUUUCAAAUCAGCGGCCCUCCCUUCUCCGGCCGUGACACUUCCCAAAAUUAAGUAUCAUUUGUCACAAAAGCAGAAGCAGAAGCAGAAGCAGCUAAUACUAUUCAAUUUCCUCACAUUCUCCAACCAAAUACUGUAAAUGCUGAACGCCGUAGAAGCCACGUAGCUCCUCGUUUUUCCGUUCUAUAUUCAUGACAGGGUGUUUCCCAUCCUAGCCUGGAGACUGUUGAUUAUGAUCAUUUGUAGUCAUCAAAGGAUCAAUCGAGUUGUUUAUCAAUAUGGGUCAUGAACUCUUUUCGAUAUCUCGAAUCGGUACAAAAAGAGUGCUAUGGAUGAUGGGGCUGAUGUUUGCUAUGAUUUUGGCUCUUCAAUACUUUGAACUUCCAUAUGGGUUUUCCCUAUCUUCUUUGCUUUCUGCUGGUAAGGUUUCGGUCAUCGAAGAGGGCGAUUCUCAUUCCCCUGCCCACAAUCCACUAUCGAAGACCGAGCUUGUUGCUGAUCCCCCACUUUCAGAUAGUAUAAACUCGACUUCAUCUCAUGAUAGUUAUGGGAUGGCAAAUUACACUGAGGUUUUUGAAGAACAGAGAGAUGAUGAAUUUAUACCAGAAGAAGAUCACACCCUGAAAGAGGCAUUAGAAUUAGACUUGGAUGCCAAUGCUACUAAGUCUUCCUCAACUGAGGAUUCGAUAGAGCCCGUUGAGAACUCGACCGUUGAUGAUGAAUCUAUUAACAAUGAUUUGCAAAGAAAUAAUCAAAGCUUUGAUCGAAAAGAUGACUCUUUACGUAAUGAUUCGAUAGGAAUAAAUGGGACAAAAAGCUCUAUUUCAACAUUAGGAUAUAGCAAUCACUCGGGUGACAACUUUGCAGCCCCGCCAGCAGUUCCACCCAUAAGUUCAUCUUCUAUGAUGUUUGGGAAUACAAGUAAUAUUUCUCAGAAUUCAUCAAGCCACGACGUGUCUGUUGGAUCCAAUGCUCCCGCUCCCAAUAGUUCUGAAAAAUUGAAUGCAUAUGUGAAGGAGAAAGUUGAAGUAAAUACGUCCAAUAAGAGUGAGAAAACUGAGCAAUUGCACAGUGAGCGAGAUAUAGUGAAAAACAAGUCGGUCUCUGAGGAGAAGAAAGUGCCUAGACUCCCCUUUUCCGGAGUAUAUACACUCUCUGAGAUGGACAGUUUGUUGCUUGAAAGUCGCGCAUCCUACAGUCCGAUUGUACCAAGUUGGUCUUCAGCUGUAGACCAAGAGCUGCAACAAGCAAAAUUAAAGAUCGAGAACGCACCUGUGAUAGAUAACGACCCGAGUCUCCAUGCUCCUUUGUUUCGAAAUGUUUCCAUUUUCAAAAGCAUCCUAUUAUGCAGGAGCUAUGAACUUAUGGAGAGUAUUCUCAAAGUGUACAUCUACAGAGAAGGAGAAAGACCGAUCUUUCACCAGGGUCCGCUCCAGAGUAUCUAUGCUUCUGAGGGGUGGUUCAUGAAGAUACUAGAAUCAAACAAGAGAUUCGUCACUAAGGACCCGAAAAAAGCUCACCUCUUUUACUUGCCUUUCAGCUCUCGACAGUUGGAAGAGGUCUUAUACGUGCGCGACUCACACAGUCAUAAGAACCUCAUACAACACCUCAAGAACUACUUGGACUUUAUUGCUGCAAGACAUCCUUACUGGAACAGAACUGGAGGAGCCGAUCAUUUUCUCGCUGCUUGUCACGAUUGGGCGCCUGCAGAAACGAGGAAAUAUAUGGCAAGGUGCAUAAGAGCUCUAUGCAACUCGGACGUCAGAGAAGGUUUUGUUUUUGGUAGGGAUGUAUCCCUUCCCGAAACAUUUGUACGCUUUGCUCGGAAUCCUCUAAGAGACAUUGGUGGCAAUCCUCCAUCCAAGAGGCCAAUCCUUGCUUUCUUUGCAGGCAGCAUGCACGGCUACCUACGUUCGAUGCUCCUGGAGUAUUGGGAGCGCAAAGACCCUGACAUGAAAAUCUCCAGUAAGUUGCCAAAGUCCAAAGGAUCAAAGAACUACCUCUGGCACAUGAAGAACAGCAAAUACUGCAUCUGUGCAAAAGGCUAUGAAGUCAACAGCCCCCGAGUCGUGGAAUCCAUCUUGUACGAAUGCGUUCCUGUGAUCAUAUCGGACAACUUUGUGCCUCCACUGUUUGAGGUUUUAAAGUGGGAGUCGUUUGCGGUUUUCGUAGCAGAGAAAGACAUUCCAGACCUGAAGAACAUUCUCCUUUCCAUACCCGAGAAGCGGUAUAGAGAGAUGCAGAUGAGGGUGAAGAAGUUGCAGCCACAUUUCCUAUGGCAUGCAAGGCCUCAAAAGUAUGAUUUGUUUCAUAUGAUUCUACACUCCAUUUGGUACAAUAGACUUUACCAAAUAAGACCAAAAUAGAUUGAAAAACAUAACAGAUUUGUUCAUACUUGUCUUGUUGGAAUAAGGUGGGAAACUUAGGUCUCUAAAUUCAUUUGUUUUUUUUUUCUUUUGGUUAUAGUCAGCAAAAGUUCUCUGUAAUUAUAUUUUUGUCUCUGUUUUCUCUUUGUAUUGAUUAUUAAUUUAUAGGAGUUUUUUAGUUUGGACA